Messenger RNA from Styela clava, 13104 nucleotides. Lineage: Eukaryota; Metazoa; Chordata; Ascidiacea; Stolidobranchia; Styelidae. The record is from RefSeq and is a predicted model, not a curated record.
AUACCAAUCAAAAUAGACGCUAUUCAAAUCCAUUUUCGUCCUUGGCAUUAUUAUUAAAUUCAAAUUCAUACAGAAUUGUUUAUUUUAGCAUCAGACAUUGAUUGAUUGAUAUAUGGUUUUUCAGAUUGGAAUAAUUUUUGCUAGGAGUAGUGCACUAUCAAUAUUAUAUUACCAAUGGAAUUUCCUAAAACAACAAAGUUUUCAAAAGGGAAAAUUUGGUGAAAUGAAAUCAGCUAGAAAAACAUUUUAAAUAAUUUCUGUCAAACUGUAUUUGAAUCAUUUGUAUUAACAUAUCUCUUAUGAUCUACAGAAUAUACAAAAUUAAAUGUUACCAAAUUAUCAUUUUUUAUUCCUUUAGGUAAAUUUCAUGCUAAAUUUGAGUCAGUAAUAGCUAACUUUUCAUGCCUGGCCGACUUGCUGUUCUGCUCGUAACAGUUUCGAUUCUGUCAUGGAAUUUCAAUUGUCUUAAAGAAUCGUGAGCUGUAACACGGAAGUAUUAUUAUAAUAAGCACGAAACAAGAUAUUUAACUUUAGGUCUACAAAUGAAAUGUAUAAUUAAAAAUGUCACUAAUUAGCCAACCAGACCCCUCAGAUUUGGGAGAGGAAUCCCAUCUUGGGGGAGCAGUGGAUGACGAUGUACUCAAUGAGGAUUAUUUUGCCACAAAUAAUUUGGACACUUUAAGUGAUAUAAAUAAGCAGAUUUCCAAUGACACUGUUAGUAUGACGGGAGAAAGCAGAGAUGGAUUUGAAACGAUUAAGCCAGAGAAACGAUUGCCUGAAACUUGCGAUCCUCAGGUUUAUGUUGAUGAGGAAACAAGAAUGUUUUGCAAUCAGAGUCCGGAUGUUAUUAACAGUCCCAGGGAUAUUGUAAGCCCUGCAGAUCGUGGAGAAUUAAGCAGCCCGUUUAGCGCUAAGGAAUCUGAUGAUAUGGAGACAGGUUUUGAUGAUGCUAGUUUAUCUGCCCCAGGAGAUGCCGUACGAAGACCAACAGGUUUUUUUGGUGCUUCAACUCCUCUGGAGUAUACCACUACUCCUGGUGCGUCUUCAAGUGCUUGUGAUGACAAUUAUGAAUCGAGUGGGAGCAGAAAGAAACGUAGAAAAACGCGGAGAGACAUGUAUGCAUCUAUUCCUAGUUAUGGCAACACAAGACUGAAUGGCCCACUAAGAUUUCCCAAACCAGCGAAUUCAACUCAAGCGGGAGAAAUGUGGUACCAUGACCCGGACACAUCUCCUUUCAGUCCACCAACUUGUCCAAAAAACAUGAACUUUAACUUUGGAGAAAGUAGUAGCCGUAGGAGCUCCAGUGGAACCCCUGCUAUGCCAGCAUUUAAAGCUGAGUAUGAUGUAGAAAAUGCUAAACGAUCUAAAACAUGCGGAAACGAGAUUGAAAUUCUGGACAGUAAUAAUAUUAAAACUGAAGCUAUGUCAAAUAAUAAUGAUACACCUGUUACAAGCAACACAAACGGCACGAGACGGAGGAAUACGCAUCACAGGGCAACUGGUAUAACAACUGAAAGUGAGCCUAUCCUAUCAAGACAAUAUCCUCGCAAAGCUGAACAUUUGGAGUUGAAAAUUUUGGUGCAACCAGAAUCACAGCACAGGGCGAGGUAUCUUACAGAGGGCAGUAGAGGUCCUGUCAAAGACACCAGCCAACAAGGGUACCCGAAAGUGCAGCUUAUUGGGUAUCGUGGAUCUGUCAUGCCGAUUUUGCAGGUUUUUGUUGCAAAUGAUUCAGGAAAAGUGAAGCCUCAUGGAUUCUACCAGGCAUGCCGUGUUACUGGUCGGAAUACGAGUUCUUGUGAAGAGAUGGAAAUUGACGGCACUCAUGUGAUCGAAAUCCCUUUCAAACAAGAUGAUGAUAUGACAUUAAAUGUUGAUUGUGUUGGGAUAUUAAAACUCCGAAAUACAGAUGUCGAAGUACGUACUGGCUUACGUAAUCAAAAACGAAACCAAAGUGUUAGACUUGCGUUUCGUGUGUCUGUAAAAAAUGUAAUAACGAACUCCACAAAAAGUAUGGUGACACUGCAAUGCACUUCAAAGUGUAUUAGUUGCACGCAACCACUUGGUCAGCCAGAGAUCACAAAGAAAAGUAUAGAUCGAUGCUCAGUUGAGGGGGGCACAGAAAUGUUCAUCAUUGGUAAAAACUUCCAUCGAGGAACCAGGGUGAUCUAUCAAGACCCGGAAGAGCCAAAUGGAACUCAGUGGUCUGCGGAGGGAGAGGUUGAUAAGGACACUUUCCAUCAAUCUCAUAUGGUAGUCAGAGUUCCCGCUUACCAUGACCUAAACAUAGUUAAACCAGUUAAUGUACAACUGUUGGUAGAAUUUCAAGACAAAAAGUGUGAGCCACAUAUCUUCACCUAUACACCACGAAAAGAACCAGAGCUUCCGAAAGAAGAGCAAAAGAAACAAACUGCAGAUAACUCAAAUCCAGCUCUUAAUAUGAGUUUAUUGGAUGGGCCGAUUGAUCGUAAAUUCCUUGCUGCGUUGUUUUCAAAGUUACUUGCUGGUGGAAUAACAUCUCAAAGUGAUUUGCCAAGUGCAGAUACACAUGAAAUCCCCAAACCAGAGGUGCAAAUACCUCAGGGCAAUCCACCCCUGUUGACCGCGACAUCAUUAUUACAAAACCAGUUAUCCAACCAUAUUUUACCCAACGCAGCUUUACAAUCUAACACCAUAGAGGCUAAACCUACUAUGUUCAAUCUUCCCGCCGGCAUUUCUCCGAUGCAAAAUGAAAGUAUUUUGCAGCAAGACGCGGCAUCAAACCCUACCCCUUCCCAAAUUAUUAACCCCAAUGCUCUAAUUAAUGUAUUAGGUUCUAUUUCUAAUGCUAACACUAACCCUGUGCAGAUUAAUACAAAUGUGACCAUUUCGGACCCAAAUUUGAAAGUAAAACAUGAACAAUAUGACAGUGCACCAAUCCCUGUGGCCGCCAUCACACCGCAAGUCAUCCCACAAGUUGCCCAAGCAGUACCCCCACCUGUGCUGCUUGCGAAUAUUUUACCAUCUACAGUACAAGUGUCACAACCGGUCACUUUUAUAUCACAGAUUCCAACGACUUCUCCCCUGGCUAUGGUGACAAGCCCCGUUUCAAAACCGAGCAUUGCUCAACCACUUUCGACUCCUGGUGUGGUUAUGUUCCACUCAUUUACCAAUGCAGACAGUGUAAUGCAAGUAAACAUUGAACCAGCUUAUACAAAACCAACUGGCUCUCUAGUCGGUGGAAACAUAGUGGCUGCAAGGAUCGAUGCCCAGAACGAACCACAACCAGCGAUACAGCAGACCCACCAAAACUUAUUCUCUGUGCGAGUUCCACAAAAUGCAACUUUUGGGUCUGAUGCUACAAAGCAGAAUGUUUUUGGAAAUAUAUCAACUGAGAUAUUACAACAAAACUCGUUUAAAAAUCCAGCGCAGUCUGCAGCCCCACAGCUGGUAGCUUCUACUGGUAUAGGCUUACAAAAUGUCACAUUCGGAACUGCUGGUACUGGAUUGCAACCUGCUAGUCAACUGGGAUCUUUCUCUUAUCCAACAACAUUUAAUAAUGUGAAAGAAUCUCAGAAUGUAAUUCACAACCAACAAAAUGUAGACGGUAAUGUUAACAUGCAGACAUCACAAGACACAAAUCAGCCAACUUUUGGAGACGUUGGACAAGGAAUGCAGCAAAUAGCGCAGCAAACAAUACCCACAUUCACCAAUGUUGCGCAGCAGAAGUUUUCUGCUGGUUUACAGCCACAGACUCAAAUACACCAAAACGUAGCUUUCACAAACAAAACAGCUCAGCAGUCUUUGUACGAUGAAACAACACAGCAGUUUUCUAUCAAUGAGCAGCAGAUUCAGUCACACUUCACUGACAAUCCUCUACAUUUUACUGCUGGCACUCAAGAACAGACCAAUUUCAAUGCAUCUACUCAACAGUUUUCAACUGGAAAUCAGCAACAAACGAGUUACGAGGCUCCAAAACACCAGUUUACAGUCGGUGGAAACCAGCAGAUAUUCAAUCAACAGCCACAGCCGGUAUUUAGUGAUCCAAAACUCCAAUUUACUGUUGUGACACAGCACUCUACCAUUUCUCAGAAUUGCUUCAAUACUAAACCACAGUUUUCAGUUGCAAAUCAACAACCAGAAAUGCAAACUUCUACUGCUUUUAGUGCUGUCACUCAGCAGCUAUUUCAAAGCAAUACUCAACAGAAUACAAUGUUACAAAAUCAACCCAGCUUCAGUGUUGCCAGUUAUCAACAACAGCAGAAACCGCAAACUGAUUUUACGAUUGAAAAGAAACAAUUUUCGCUUGACCAUAACCAACAUUCGCAACACGGAAUUAACCAAAGUAAACAGCAGCAAGCAUUGAUUACCGAUCAGACCAUGAACUUACAGCAACAGCAGCCAGUCAUGCAGCAGCAACCCCAGAUGACAGACAUCAUGCAUGGUAUUCAGAACCAGAAUUCCCAGACUCAAAGCAAUCAGUCUCAACAUAUAUCAUCAGAUACCAAAAUGCACGUUGAUAUGUAUGUCUCUGAUGUUCCGAAGGAUGUAACCAUGCAACUUGCCCCAGCGGCUUUGCAACAAACUGACACAUUCAAUGCUCAAGUCACUUCACAAAUGUCUGGAGUUGCAAACGUAAUGGAAAACCAUCCAAUGGAGGAUGUUGGUUCCACCCAGCUUAGCCAAAUAGCAACUGGUCAAACGCAGCAGGCAUCUACUGCACAACCUGUUUUUCAUACAGAUCAAGCAUCCGGUUUAUUAAAUACUGAAAUACCGGUACAAAACCAAACGUUUCAAAGCCCACAACAGUCUACCACCAACAUACAAAUGACCAAUGCUCAAUUUACUUUACAACCACAAGAAGUUAAAAUGAUUUCAACUUCAAUAGCUUUGGGAAAUUUCUCUAACACGAAUACGGAGUCUAUUCAACCAGCUAUGGUUACAAUGUCAAUGCCGUCUCAGGUAUUCCAUCCUCAACCAGUUGUUGAGACAAUGGCGACCCAGACAAUGGCAACAGCAAACACAAUGCAGACACAAAAUUAUACCCAACAGAUCACUACACAACCUUCUCAAGACAUGAUGACAAACCAGGUAGGUCAGCACCAGACACAGCAGCAAGUUUACCAACCACCGUCCCAGGUCCAGUCUCCGCAUCAACAGACGCCAACUCUUUCACCGUUACAAAUUCAACAAAGUGAUUAUACAUAUUCCCCCACUAAUCCAUCAACAAUACAGACGUGUAAUAACAAUGAUAGCGGUACGAUGUUGCAACCGCAACCCACGAAUUCGAGUCGAGGCUUGGAGCACGGACCAAAUUUAUUUGCAAUGGACCAAUUGCUUCAGUCUAUAGAUGCUGAAAAAUUGGCUUCGAUAACAGGAGAGGACGUUCAACGCCAAUUCCAAUAGGUUUGGUUUCCUGUUGUCCAUUGGUUCCUUCCCUAAGAAUCCAAAUUCUGCUCAUUUGAAAAUUUCAUAGUUUACUCAUACAGGCUUAUAAAUUCAAUGGUAUCAUAAAAGUUUCUGUACUCAUUUGAUUCAACAAUUACUAAUAAAAUCUUGUGAAAUUAACACUUGUGGAAUUAAAGUACUGAUACAACUUAUUAAUGCAAAUAACGGAUUUUUGAAAAUAGGAUCAUAUUAUUAUGGGGUGACCCGAAAAGCAGAACCCAAGUAAUUUGAAACAUUCUAUAGAGAACGAAACGUAUGAGCAAAGAGUCUUAUAUUACUGGAACUUGUGAGUUUAAUUAUGCACGAACAGAAGUUUGAGUGUUAAAUAAAUUAGCUUUAUUUCCAUAGAAUACGAAUUUCAUGGAUGCUGUUUUUUUGGGAUCACCCUGUAUAUGCGCAAAAUGGUAGAAUUUAAUAUAUAUUCGAUUUAACUUUCAAAUACUUUAUUUCCAACUUUGAUAAAGAGCAUUUUAUGCAAAAGUUUGACUUUGUUCAUUUUUGAGGGAAGACCUUUGGUCAACAGGACCAAUUUACACUUUGAGUUUGAUAAUUAUAUUGCAUUAUUAUUAGCGAGCUUGCUAUUUUUUAUUAGUAUUUUGCAUUAUAUUGUUUAUUGUUCCAUUAUCGAGCUCUUGCCAUGUGAUAGUGUUUCGUUUGAGCAAGCAGCUUCACUUUUACUGCUUAGAAAUAUAUUGUCAGACCAUUCUGAGGGAAAUCUGGGUUGCAGCUGAAGAAUUGAUUUUACCUAUCUAUAUUUUAGUAAAUUUAAUUUCAAGUUCGGUUGCUCUUCCUACAACAAAAUCCUGGUUCAUUGAUUUUAGUAAUUAUAUCUGGAAACAUUGAUUUUAAGAAAUUAAAUAUAAUUAAUUGAAAUAGAAUGAAAAGAAGAAUUCUAGAACACCACAGAAUGUAAUAUUUUUGUCUGGGUAGCCGGUCCGAUAGCUCCUCUAUCAAGGUUAUGCAUCUGAAACAAAUAACUGGCUAACUUAACCCCAUACCCAACAUGGACUGGUAACUGGACGAGAGUCCUUGGUUCGUCAUUAUGAUCAAGUCUUCUUAUUACCUUUUCUCUCCCCUGGGAUAAAUAUGUAAAUCCAAUCCAAAAUCUAAUUUUACUUUGGGUAAAUCGAUAUGCCAUAGGAUAAGAUUGAGACCAAGUUUCAGUUGAUUCAAUUGAACAUUUUCAACUCCUGUAUUCAUUGGGCAUGUAUAUAUUAACACUUCUCAAGUAAUUUAAUACUCAUGGCUUAUCAUUUAUUUAUCGAUAACAAUUAGUUUAAGAUCGUUGUUUUGUAUUAGGACUAGUUAGUUUAGUCACUGCUUAUUUAGGUGACUGUUGAAUACUAAAACACUGACUCAUGUUGGAAUAUAAAAACAUAAAUAAGAGGGCGCUAUUCUGGAAAAUUUUACAUUCAAUUCCUGUGUACAUCAGCUUGUCUAGUGCCGUGUUCAUAGUUUAAAUGAGAAUCCAGAAAGAUGUGAAUAACUUAGAUUGUUCUUGACAAUAUAUUUCUUCGCAGUUAUUGUUGCUUCCAAAAUUUUGAUGCUCCAUUUGUCAAAACCUUUUUGUAGCUUUUUUCUCUUUUUUGCCAAAUUUACUGCCCCGAUAAUUUUUGUAGUUGUUGCGUUUCAGUAACAACUUCAAACAAUAUUAAAAUGGGUUAUCAGAAUCUCAUCCUUUUUAAAUGAGGGAUAUUUCAAGUUUGACGGUGAGUGGUAAAAUGUUCCAGAAAAAAUUAUGAUAUGACAAGAUUAGAAGUUUCAAAUAAUUGGUCGUUAAAAAUUAUUAAGAACCGCAAAGUUUGGUUAUAAAUCUUCUGCUUUAGAAUUUUAUGUUUUAUUUCAUCUUUUGCAAAAUAUUUUUUCUACUUGAUUUUAAUAUUCUAUUUCUCGCUUGAGUUAUUAAUGUGCCCCCGUGUCCACAUUUUAUUUUACUAUCAGGGCUGGACAACUCGUUGGUGCUAGUGCUAAUUGAGAAGUCCUUUAUACUUGUUUGUUGAAGUUGAUCAUUAUUUGACUCCUGUUGAACCAUAUCUAUGCUGGGGAUGUCCAAAGGCUUUAGUUUGAUUAUAUAUGAAAUAACGCCUAAAUAUAAUAUUCAGAUCAAAACCAUUCAUUCCAAUCAAAUAACUGGCUAAUUAAUCUCAUGCCAUACAUAGACUGGGAACCAGGUGGGAGAUCAUGGUUUGGCGUCUUAACGACUUUCCACUGUGAGAGAUAAAUAUAAAAACUAAGAUAGUUCUACUUCUAAUUAUUGUGUAACUUCUCACAUUUUGGCAGUGAAACUGUGGUAUAUUUUAUGAUUUAUAGGGUAAAAUUUGGCAUUCUAGAAUAUCAAACUAUUUUGGAAAUGGACAUCUCUAGUAUAAAUAUUUCUAGAACUCGAAAACUGAAAAGGAUUCCUAACACUCAUUACAGUAUUAAAUUAUAUCUUUCAGGUAGUAAUUGAAUUUCUCUUGUUUUCAAUAAAUUAUGUUAAAUACUGAAUUCAAUUCAUAAUAUUGGACCUAAAUCAUGAUUUGAUUUCCCUGUUGGCCAAAUGCUGAUUUACCAAUAUUUUUAACUUAUUAUAGACUGCAUCCAUUUGAAUAAGCGAACUGAUAAAUUAUGCUGGCUGGUUUUACUCAAUCUGGUAAUAUUUUUCAAAUAUUCUUGUCAUAGAAUGGUCCCUUAUCAUAGAAUUUGGAAAUUCAAUUAAUUUUAAAACAAUGAAAACUUACCAUAUUUUCAUUCAACCUGAUUACGGUAAUUGAGUUCAUUUCAAUAAAGAAUUUAUAGAAUAGCAAAUUACUAAAGUCAAAAUGCGGGGUAAAAUGUCGGGUUGUUUUGCGCGCACAUCAUGAUUAGGAUUGUCAUACUAUAAAAACCUAACUGGAAAUAAAAUUUCUUAAAUUUCCAUAAAAGAAUCAGUUAUUGGAACCAAUUAUCAUAUUAGAAAUGAAUUCAAACGCUAGAGAUACGGAAUUUUUUUCAUCUCUGAAAUUUUAUUUGCGGAGUAGCUUUAAGUUUUUAGCCAAAACUACUUUUCAACACUCCCUACAUGGUUGGAUAUAUCUUAUUUCUCUACAUACCAUGUUUGUCAUAAAGCCCAAAAUAAGUUUAUUUUAUCAGAAUAAUAUGUUAAUUAACAAUAUCACUGAGCAAUUUUUGUUGUAUUUACUUAUCAUUCAUAGCAUGAAAAACUGUUGACUUUACUUGAUCCAUUUUUUCUUCCAAUUUUGUUGAAAUAUGCACAUACAAUACAUAGCGUCAUUUAUUUGGAAAGUUGGGUUUACAUAUAUUUUCUCAGAAAUUUGUUGUUGGUAGGGCUGGACACUUCUAUUUAAAUUCUAGAAUUGCAGUAUUCUUGUUUUGUGGUCAGCAGCCCAUUAUCAAUUUUUUCCGUACUCCCGUUAUAUGUGUACCAGGUUAGGGCACAAUUUUAUUCCGAUUUUCCGAUAUUAUUGCUUGGAAGCAUAAAUAAAAAAAUUGUGAUUUAAAGCAGGGGUGUGCAACCUUUAAUCCAAAAGGGCCAGAUACAAAUAACUGGAUGAAACCAUGGGCCGCACCUUAAUUUAACAUAGACUUCCUAGUCGUUGCGGAAAAUAUAUUUUAAUUAAUGAUCUUAUGGCAUGUGUUGUUCGCUUCUCACAGGCUAGUUGUAAGUGCAUGGUCGCGUCAUAGGUAUAAAUAAUAAAAUUGCACUCAGAAUUGAAAUUACACAAUUACUAUUGAACCAAAUUAAAACUAGGUUUCGCGGGAGCGCACCAUUCAAAAUUGGCCCUUCUACACGGGCCGCAAAAUUUUUCUCGUGGGCCACAUUUGGCCCGCAGGUUGCAGGUUGCACACCCCUGGCUUAAAGGCAAUGACAUGGCAGCAUAAUGUUUACUGAAAACACUUACUUUAAGAACAUUGACUCUUUCCAAAAAACAAUUCAGUUCACACUAUUUUCAGAGCAAGUUUCAUGUAUUGGAACCUAUACAGUAGUAGUAGUAAUUAUAUCGGUUUUAGCUAUUAGACAAGUUUAGGUUGUGCAAGAAAUUCUUCGGCGUGAACUUCUUUUUUUGCCGUGAAUUCGAAUUUGGAUGCUUGCUGUGAUCCUUAUCUGAUGUAUUAUAAUUUAUACCUAUCCUAAUGCAGAACAUAUAAUCAAAUCUACAUACAGCUACAGCUGUUCGCACUGCUCCCCUUUGCAGAAUGGUUCACAUGUUCAAAAAGUCUGUUAAUGCUUUCUCCAACUAAAAUAAUUUAUUCGUUAGCUGAAUUAAACUAGUAAACGAAAUAGAUUGUCUUAUCAGCUUUCCUCUCCCCGAAUAAAAAAUAUAGAGAAAAUCCUAUAGUUUUGUUAACAAAUGACAAGUGUCCAAUCUCCAACUACAUUUAUCUGAGAAAAUCUUACAGAAUUUAUAUGUUUUAUUUAUUGAUGUGGAAGCUUCAUUUUAAAAAUUUUACUCAUAACAGUGUUGCCAGUUUUCAGAAUAUUAUUUCUCUGUGCUAUUACGAUUUGAUCAUUUUUAUACAGUUUAAAAUUUACUCUCUAAGCUUUGUGAUCUUGCUCCGUAUUUGCCACCAUGUGGUAAAAAAUAAUAUGACUUAUGGUAAAUUGCUAAACCUGAAUCUUUUUUAAGGUGCUGUUCUAAAUGUUAAUUCUAUGAAAUAUUUUUGGUAUUUGUCUUAUUUCCUCUGAAAAUCCUUUAUUUAUCAAAAUUUAUCAAAAAUCUAAGAAAAGCAUUGGAAGUUUUUCCCCCAUUUCUAAUAGUUCAUGUUUUAUUUGAAACAAAUUUUUGUCAACCUGAUGGAGUCGGUGGAUGGUUAAGGUGCUACUUGAUUGACAAUGGCUGUGAAAUUUUUCUGAUAACUUUUGAUGAAAAUUUGUUUGAAAUGGCACCAAAUUUUAGCAUGUUCACAAAAAAUGAGCCAACCAAAAUUAUCACACGCACCAUGCAAAAACAGUUGUUCAUACAAUUUUAUAAAACUCAUGAAUUGACCUAAACUUCCAGAUCUUUCUCUCACAUAACAUGUUAUCAUUUAAAAAUGUAUCCUUAUAAAGUUUGCAAUGUAUCUGUAUUUUGCCUGAAUAUUUAAGUAAAGAUUAAAACCAUUUUUGUGAAAAGUUGAUACGAGUAAAUUGAUACGAGUAUCGGUUUAAAGAUUUGUGUGAAUGCUAUGUCUUUCUUUUUAAAUUCACAUUGGACCUCUAUAAAUAAAGCAUAACAGUUUCCUAUUUGAUUCAAUGCGAAAACAGUUGUUUUGGGCUGGGAAUUUCAAAUAAUCUUAUUGUCUGAAAUACUCUGAAUCUCACCCAAAAAAUAAAAAUAAUUUGAUUGCAGGUAUUUGUCAAGUAAUUGGAUUCCUAAAAUUUGAUUUGAUAUUUUACUUAUAAUUUGAAGACUAGUAGCCAUGAAUCAGGCAUUAGCCGUACGAUUUCUAUUUGCUUCAAAUAUAAAAAAAUAAAAAAAAACUAUGAAACAGCCAAAUUGAAAAAUUUAUUUGAUUCAGAUUAUUUACUCAAAAUUUGGAGAAAUGAAUCACGAAAAAGAUAUACUACUGCUAUUUGCUGAGGUAUAAAAACAGUCAAUUUACGGAAAUAAGGAAUUAUAACGAUCAAUAUAAGUUCAACAACAUUAACCACAACGAUUAGAUUAUUCCUUUGCCAUUCCCAGCCCUGAUUGUUCUGAAAUUAUCCUCUUUCGAAGGCUUUUAACGCUUACCAAGUAUUUUUGCUCUUAUUCGUUUUCUCACAUUCUCGUUUUUUUCCACUGUAGGUUUUAUACAAUGUUGUUGUUGCAGUCAAAUUUGUUUAUGUUCUUGUAUGAUCUGGUCUAUAUCGGUUAAAAUGAUAAUAAUGUGUAAAAAUUAUAUAAGAAUUUGCAUUUGUUAUGUCAUCAGCCUCCGUAACCCUAAUGUUCACAAGAUUUUUUUUAGGAAUUUUGAUAGUUACCAGGUGUAUAUCUACAUCAAUGUUGCAAAUUUAGUUCUCACUCCCUAUAUAAGAUUACGAGACUUUAAAAUUUCUAAAACUCAAAUUUUUGACGGUUAAAUAUUUUAUUUUCAAAAUACAAUAAUUAUUUUUACUUAUUGAGAUGAUUUUCAAUAAUGAUAAACUCGUGGUAGCAUUCCCAAUUAAAGAAACUAAUAUUUAAAUUUUCAAAUUCAAUUGAAUUUUAAACUAAUUCAAUUGAAUUUGAAAUCAUUUCCCGAUGGAUUUUUUGCAAUCAGCUUUAAUGAUAAGGCUUACUUAAUUUAUUUCGGCUUCUAAGCAUAGGAAAUUUGAUAUUUAUUUUUGAUGUGUAGCCAUUAACUAUCCAAGUGUUAUUGAUGUUCAGUCAGUCAUGAGAAAAAUUAUAAUUAAGGUAGUUUGCAUAUAUAACAGAAAUAUGUGCUGAUUAUUACGAACUGUGAGUUAUUAAAAAAAAUUGAUUAAAAAUCUCCCAUAAAGCACUGUAUAUCCUACAUAUUGGCAGUCAAUAGCAAAGAUCUUAUCAAUACAACUGUUUAUUAUUAAUAAAUGGAUUACCAAAUAACAUCGUUUCAGAAUUCCUAUUAAACUUAAUUAACACUGUAUACAUAAACUGAAUUCAUAAUAUAUACGCAUAGGCCGAUUGCAUUAAAUCCCAAUUUUAAGAUGCUUAGAGAUAACAAAAGUGAUCGAAUUUGCAACAUUGAAAGACUAACUCUGGUUGCCUAAAACAUUGCCUGUAUCCAUAUAGUUUGAUACCCACUGUUUAUUCCACUGAACGAUAAAACCCAUGUCCAUUACUUCACCCAAGUUGUAAUAAUUUGGGUAGGCUACCCCAAGCUUGAAAGAUUCCGGUCCUUUUAUAACAGCGGUUUCCAACCUGAGGCCCGUGGCCCCCAAACGUGGCCACUGAGAAGUUAGAAAGGGGCCACAAUGCUCGGCACAAAACUGAUUUUACUUUACUUGUCAAGAAAACUCACCGUUCUUCCUAGUUUCAUUGCUUGAUAAGGUUAUUUCACAGGGUGUUUUCACUUUGUUGAGCAUGAAUUGUUUUAACAUAAUGGGAUUUAGAAUCUACCAAUCAAAGCAGCACUAUAAAUACAACUGGAAUGAUAAACAAGGGGGUGAUGAAAGAUUCCACUAGGGGGCCACAAGCCAUAAAGGUUGGUAACUGCUGUUCUAAAAUGUGGUAAAUUCUUACCUAGCAGGGCCUUGUUUCGAGGAAAAUCGGUACUCCCGAAGUAUGUAAACCAAGAUGGCGGACACCGGAACUUAGUAUGUGUACCAGGUUAGGCCAUAAUUUUAUUUCAAUUUUCCUUAUUUUUAGGUCUAUUACGAGUUCGGGGACUAGCCAAGUGACUUCCCUAGUAUUUGUACCUAAAAUUAUGGCCUGACCCUAACUUGGUACACAUACUAAGUUCCCCUGUCCGCCAUCUUUGUUCACAUACUUCGGGAGCACCGGAAAAGCUUUAUUUGCAGUUUUACAAUACCAAUGAACAUUAGAUAAAUUUACCUGUCAAUAAUUAUUUAGGCCUAUACACUUUUCAGAUAUCCCUAGACAACAUAUCUUGUCAUAUUCCGAUAAAAAUAGGCAGAAUUAGAAUCGCUCAUCCAUGUCCAUAUUUACUGAGUAUGCUUAAUGCUACAGCUUUCUCGAUAUUUGUUUGUUUUUUGUCUUUGUAAACAUGUUCCUAUUUUUGUAUAUUUAUUGCCCUGUGGGAAAUAAAAAAUAAAAUAGA